Scutellospora calospora is the source of this 381-nucleotide messenger RNA. Lineage: Eukaryota; Fungi; Glomeromycota; Glomeromycetes; Diversisporales; Gigasporaceae. The record is from the annotation of a GenBank genome assembly.
ACUCUUGUUAUCAAAGACAAUACAGCCUUAGAUGACAAUUUGAAGCUUCUAUCUGAGAUUAAAGUUGCUGUUAAUCGUAAUUCUUUUUGGGAUUCUCUUAAUAAAAAAGUAAUCGCAAUAAGCCAACUAUAUGCAGAAAUUUUACGAGCUCAUAAAACAAAAUCAAGUUUCUAUAUUCAAUCAAAUUAUCCUUUUUCUGUUUCACAUCCUUCCACUGAUUCUGUUACUAAUACUUUUUUAGCUUUUAAAGAAGCUGAUAAUAAUGAUGAAGAAUUGUUAAUUGACGAAGAGUUUGAAGAAGAGCAAGAUGAUCUUGAUAAUGUGACAAUAGAUUUUCUUAAUCUAGAAACUCACUCUGCUGAAAAUCAAGCUGCGAAGUAG